This is a messenger RNA of Nanorana parkeri, 4370 nucleotides long. RefSeq names its product B-cell CLL/lymphoma 11A (gene BCL11A). Lineage: Eukaryota; Metazoa; Chordata; Amphibia; Anura; Dicroglossidae. Gene Ontology annotation, molecular function: DNA-binding transcription factor activity; RNA polymerase II cis-regulatory region sequence-specific DNA binding. The transcript has 3 exons. Gene Ontology annotation, cellular component: nucleus. Gene Ontology annotation, biological process: negative regulation of dendrite development; regulation of transcription by RNA polymerase II. The record is from RefSeq and is a predicted model, not a curated record. The coding region runs from base 782 to 3181 and encodes 799 amino acids.
UUGACCUGGGCUGCCUUUUCUAGUACAGCAUCAUCUAGUGUGUCACCUUUCUUCUCUGCAGAUCCCCCGUGUCCCUUGAAUGCAGCCUGUGAGUGUUUGUUUGGAUCUCUCAGGGUUGGACGUAUAGAGUGUGUUUAUGUGAUAGAGGCUGUGAUCUCUUUCCUCCUAUGCUAUCUCCACAGCAGGAUCAGAUUCCUGCUCAACAUUGUGCUUCUUUAUUUUUUUUUUUUUCUCUUCUUUCAAUAAGCAGCAGCUUGUGUCUAGCCCCAUCUCUCCUCACCCUCCCCCUUGUACUGUGAGUGCCCUCAUUCCCACCCCCUCUCCUUCCGAUCACUGUCCAUUGGCUUGCCCGGGUCUGGUUUUCCUGUCCAGCCCCUUAUGAGUGUCCAUUGGUGUUGCCGUCCCUCCUCCUCUUCUCUCCCCCUGGCCCUGCCCAUGUUUUGUAUGUCUCUGUCCAUCCAGCUCCUGACGUUCAAGUUUGCAGGGACGUCACGUCCGCACUUGAACUUGCAGCUCAGGGGGGCUUUUGCCAUUUUUUUCAUUUCUCUCCUUCUCUAUCUCUCUCUCUUCUUUUUUUUUCACCCCCCUCCAAAAAGAAAAAAAAAAAAAAAGGGAAGACGGCUGUCCCACAAUUCAUCUUCCCCGCACCCUCUUUGUAUUAUUUCUAAUUUAUUUUGGAUGUCAAAGGCAUUUGAUGAAGAUAUUUUCUCUGGAGUCUCCUUCUCUCUAACCCUGCUCUCCCGAUGUGAACCGAGCUCUCGCAAGCCACCCACCAACCAACAUGUCUCGCCGCAAGCAAGGCAAGCCCCAGCACUUAAGCAAACGGGAAUACUCACCCGAACCUGUCGAAGCCAUUUUAACAGACGACGAACCAGACAACAGCACAUUGGGAACUGGAGAAGGGGAUCAUGACCUUCUUACCUGUGGUCAGUGUCAGAUGAACUUCCCAUUGGGGGACAUUCUUAUUUUUAUUGAGCACAAACGGAAACAAUGCAAUGGCAGCCUUUGCUUAGAGAAGGCUGUGGAUAAGCCGCCCUCGCCUUCGCCAAGUGAACUGAAGAAAGCGUCCAUUCCUGUGGAGGUUGGCAUCCAGGUCACUCCGGAGGAUGACGACUGUUUGUCAACGUCAUCUCGAGGAAUUUGUCCAAAACAGGAAAAUGCAGCAGGCAAAGAUGAGCCCAGCAGCUAUACAUGUACAACAUGUAAACAGCCAUUCUCCAGUGCAUGGUUUCUUCUGCAACAUGCACAGAACACUCAUGGCUUCAGAAUCUAUCUGGAAAGUGAACAUGGCAGUCCACUUACACCCCGGGUAGGCAUUCCAUCAGGACUGGGUGCAGAAUGUCCCUCACAGCCACCACUCCAUGGAAUUCAUAUUGCUGACAAUAAUCCCUUUAACUUAUUGAGAAUCCCCGGAUCAGUAUCAAGAGAGGCGUCUGGUCUUAAUGAGGGUCGAUUCCCACCAACUCCCCCAUUAUUUAGCCCACCGCCAAGGCAUCACUUGGAUCCUCACCGCAUAGAACGUCUGGGUGCAGAAGAAAUGGCUCUCGCUACACAUCACCCGAGUGCCUUUGACAGGGUGCUGCGACUUAACCCCCUGGCUAUGGACCCACCAGCUAUGGAUUUUUCGCGGAGACUUAGAGAGUUAGCUGGGAACAAUUCUAGUUCCAGUCCACCUUUGUCUCCAAAUCGGCCCAGCCCUAUGCAAAGGUUACUGCAGCCAUUCCAAUCUAACAACAAACCACCAUUUUUGGCAACUCCACCCCUCCCUCCUCUUCAGUCUGUACCUCCUCCUUCUCAGCCUCCUAUGAAAUCAAAGUCCUGUGAGUUUUGUGGGAAGACAUUUAAAUUUCAGAGCAAUCUUGUAGUACACCGUAGAAGUCACACUGGAGAAAAACCCUAUAAGUGCAACCUUUGUGACCAUGCAUGUACACAAGCCAGCAAACUCAAACGCCACAUGAAAACACACAUGCAUAAAUCGUCCCCAAUGACAGUUAAAUCAGAUGAUGGUUUGUCUACUGCCAGUUCUCCCGAGCCCGGAACCAGUGACUUAGUUGGCAGUGCAAGCAGUGCCCUCAAGUCUGUAGUAGCUAAGUUUAAAAGUGAAAAUGACCUGAUCCCGGAGAAUGGCGACGAGGAAGAGGAGGAGGAAGAAGAAGAAGAAGAGGAAGAGGAGGAGGAAGAGGAGGAGGAGGAGGAUUUGACAGAAACAGACAGCCGGCCAGAUUAUAGUUUUGCCCUAAAUCUUGAAGCUGCUCGUCACCAUGAAAACAACUCUAGAACUGGCGAGGAAAGUCGAUCUAUGCCUGAUGUCAUGCAAGGUGUUGGCCUUGGUGCAAUGCAUCACUUUAGUGAUACUUUUCAUCAGGCAUUGGUUGAGAAACAUAAAAGAGGGCAUUUAUCUGAGCCAGAAGCUCAAAGAGACACUUGUGAUGAAGACUCAGUGGCUGGAGAAUCAGAUCGUAUAGAUGGUGGUACUGUUAAUGGGAGGGGUUGUUCGCCUGGUGAAUCUGCCCCAGGAGGCUUGUCAAAGAAAUUGCUUCUUGGUAGCCCCAGCUCUAUGAGCCCUUUUUCUAAACGCAUCAAACUUGAGAAGGAAUUUGAUCUCCCUGUUGCAGCUAUGCCUAAUACAGAAAAUGUUUACUCCCAGUGGCUCGCUGGCUAUGCCGCAUCUAGGCAGCUAAAAGAUCCAUUCCUCAAUUUUGGAGACUCUAGACAAUCGCCUUUUGCCUCUUCCUCAGAGCACUCAUCUGAAAAUGGUAGCUUACGUUUCUCUACACCUCCAGGAGAGACGGAUGGGGGAAUUUCAGGCCGUAGUGGCACAGGAAGUGGAGGAAGCACUCCCCAUAUUAGUGGCCCAGGGCCCGGAAGGCCCAGUUCUAAAGAGGGCAGGCGCAGUGAUACUUGUGAGUACUGUGGAAAAAUCUUCAAGAACUGUAGUAACCUCACUGUUCACAGGAGAAGCCACACUGGUGAACGACCUUAUAAGUGUGAGCUUUGCAACUACGCCUGCGCGCAGAGUAGCAAACUUACCCGGCAUAUGAAAACACAUGGUCAGGUGGGAAAGGACGUUUACAAAUGUGAAAUUUGUCAGAUGCCUUUUAGCGUGUACAGUACCCUGGAGAAACACAUGAAAAAAUGGCACAGUGAUCGAGUCUUGAAUAAUGAUAUAAAAACUGAAUAGAGGUAUAUCAAUAAACCCCAUGUAGAUUUUUUUUUUCUAGAACUUUGUGAUAAAAAAUAAAUAAAAUAAAUAAAUAAUGAAACCCAAGGAUACAAGAAUGUGCUUAACACUAGCACACCUGAUUUUUUUUUUAUAAUUUUCCUUUUUUUUAUAUUUCGUUCUCACCGUUUGAACGCAUGUUCUUUAUUGGGGGCAAUACUAUUGCAUUUUACGCAAACUUUGAGCCUUUCUCUUGUGCAAUAAUUUACAUGUUGUGUAUGUUGUUUUUUUUAUUUUUUAUUAUUUUUUUUAAUAGAAGCAUGUAUGGUGUGUUUAUAGCUACUUUCAAUUGUCCCUGAAUUAGUUGCAAAACAUACAUUGCUGUUUCCAGUUCCGUUCUGACAAGUAACCACAUUGCGUACAUUUUGCAAUACAUAUCAUGUACAGCUUUGUUUUCCAAUGUGCAGAGGGAGCAUCUUUUUUUGACAAACCUCCAGGGACAGGAAUUAUAGCGCUGCAAAUGCUGGCAGAACCUCAUUUCCUCAUGCCAGGGGUUACCUGUAGUGUUUAGAGAAUGAAAGGAAAAAAGAAAAGAAAAAUUAUAAAUUAAAAAAAAUAAAACCGCCUUUGGUAAUAUUAAUUUGCUCUAUCACUUGGUUAAAUCAAAACAUAUCUGAGUGCCUUCGGUCUAUUUGAAACCAUUUAAAUGGUUCAUACUAUGUUGAAAUGACAGUGUAGCUUAAUUCAACAUGGAUAUGUGUAGGUCUCCAUUGAUCUAGUGUAUAAUUAUAAAAUAUUGUAUUUCUUUAACUGAGGCUACCUAAAAUAUGACCUAGUACAUCCUAGUUAAUCAUCAUUCUUCCAUUAUAUUUAUUUAAUGAUAUGUAAGCUAGUUGUUCAUGCUGUCAGCUUUGAAGGAAUUUGAGUCUCCUUUUUUCAAUGUUACCUAAUGUUUCUGUUAAUAAACUUUGAAUUAAAGCUGAACUAGAAUAUAAUGGCAAGGAGUUUCAUUUUGUUGACUCUUUGUGAGUACCUUGGAAAAAAAGGAGAAAAAAAAAAUCAGAGUAAAUUAUUAUUAAUAUAUGUGGUUGUCUGACUGACAAUCAUUAAUAGUGUUCUCAAAUUCUGCACUGUAUGGAAAGUUAGCUAAUAAUUAUAUGCUAUCAAGUGGCACAAUAGAGAUAUGGACACAAAGUGGUACCUUUUUAUU